Molecule: messenger RNA, 1215 nt
Organism: Cryphonectria parasitica EP155
Lineage: Eukaryota; Fungi; Ascomycota; Sordariomycetes; Diaporthales; Cryphonectriaceae
Product: family 62 glycosyltransferase
Exons: 6
Coding region: 1-1215 (404 amino acids)
Biological process (GO): cell wall mannoprotein biosynthetic process; protein N-linked glycosylation
Cellular component (GO): mannan polymerase complex
Molecular function (GO): alpha-1,6-mannosyltransferase activity
Source: RefSeq, a predicted model, not a curated record
AUGCUUCUCCCAAAGGGUGGUUUUAACUGGAAGGCUGCAAGGGCUAACCUCCCGCCGACGAGAGCCGUAUGGAGCUUCUUGACGCGGACGAGGUUCCUGUUGUGUAUUGCCAUCACAGGCGUUCUGCUCCUAUUAUGGCGUGGCAUAAGCACAUCAGCGUCUGAGAUGCAGAGUUUCUACUGCUGGGGUCCUUCAAAACCGCCAAUGGAGAUGACCCUCAACGAACAGGUCGCAUGGAGUAAGCACCUGCAGACACCCGUCCUCUUCAACCAUCACACGCCGAUACAUGUCAACUCCUCCACGGUUGAGCACGUCGACCUCAACCCGAUCGUGUCCACCAAAAAGGCGCUGCAGAACGAGGAACGGAUCCUCAUCCUGACGCCUCUGAAGGAUGCCGCUCCCUACCUCUCCAAAUACUUCGAGCUCCUCGCUGAGCUGACAUAUCCCCAUCACCUCAUCGAUGUCGCCUUCCUCGUCUCUGACUCCGCCGACGACACGAUGGCUGUCCUAGCCAUGGAGCUCGACAGGAUACAGAAGCGCCCCGACACCAUCCCCUUCCGGAGCGCCAUGGUUGUCGAGAAGGACUUUAAUUUUCACCUCAGCCAGAACGUUGAGGACCGCCACAGCUUCGAGGCACAGGGGCCACGUCGUAAGGCCAUGGGCAGGGCUCGCAACUACCUCCUCUCCGCCUCCUUAAAGCCCGAUCAUUCCUGGGUCUACUGGCGCGAUGUCGACAUCGUGGACAGCCCCAAGAAGAUCAUUGAGGACUUCAUCGCCCACGACCGCGACAUCCUUGUCCCCAAUAUUUGGUUCCACCGAUACAAGGAGGGUCGCGAUAUCGAAGGACGAUUUGACUACAAUUCCUGGGUUGAGUCGGCCAAGGGCCGCAAGCUUGCCUCGAAGCUGGACAAGGACAUCGUGCUUGCUGAAGGUUACAAGCAAUAUGACACCGGGCGCACCUACAUGGCGAAGAUGGGCGACUGGCGCGAUAACAAGGACGUCGAGCUCGAGCUGGACGGAAUUGGUGGCGUCAAUAUCCUGGUAAAGGCCGACGUGCAUAGAUCAGGCAUAAACUUUCCCGCGUACGCCUUCGAGAAUCAAGCCGAGACGGAGGGGUUCGCAAAGAUGGCCAAGCGAGCUGGGUACGAGGUCUACGGCCUGCCUAACUACGUGGUCUGGCAUAUCGACACGGAUGAGAAGCCUGGGAAUGCAUAG